This is a messenger RNA of Staurois parvus, 464 nucleotides long. Lineage: Eukaryota; Metazoa; Chordata; Amphibia; Anura; Ranidae. The record is from the annotation of a GenBank genome assembly.
AGAGGGAUGGAGGACACUGAAUGGAGGCCAGUGGAGGGAUUGGCAGAGAGGGAUGGAGGACACUGAAUGGAGGCCAGUGGAGGGAUUGGCAGAGAGGGAUGGAGGACACUGAAUGGAGGCCAGUGGAGGGAUUGGCAGAGAGGGGUGGAGGACACUGAACGGUUGGUAAGGUGGAUGAGCCUGGCAGCAGUAUUCAUGAUGGACUGGAGGGGGGAUAGCCUAUGUAAAGGUCAGCCAAUGAGGAGGGAGUUGUAGUAGUCGAGGUGAGAGAUGACCAGGGAGUGAAUUAGGAGCUUUGUGGUAUCAUUGAUUAAAAAGAGACGUAUUCUGGAGAUGUUGCGGAGGGAUUGGAUGUGGGCCUGAAAGGAUAGUUCAGAAUCCAGGGAUGGGUUGAUAGCGGUGCUAUUGAUCCUGAGAAAUUCGGGGAAGAGGCAUGUGGGGGGAGGUAAUAUUAUGAGCUCAGU